AUGCCUGCCGUCACGGAUUCUUAUGAUAUUGAAGCGUACAAUGUUUUUUUUCUUUUUCUUUCCUUCUCUCUUUCCUUCUAUCACAGUCUGUUCAUUAUCUAUCUCAAUCUGUUCAUAUCUAUCUAUCUUAGUUACUUAUCUAUCUAUCUAUCUAUCUUAUUCUAUUCAUCUCUUUCUAGUUAUAUAACGAUCUGUGUCUACACAUUUUCGUAUAUUGUUCUUAUCUAUCUAUCUAUCUAUCUAUCUAUCUAUCUAUCUGUCUGUCUGUCUGUCAGUCUGCCGAAUUGUAUCUAUCUAUCUAUCUAUCUUAGACACUAUAUAACGAACUGUGUCUACACAUUUUCUUAUCGUGUUCUUAUCUAUCUAUCUAUCUAUCUAUCUAUCUAUCUAUCUGUCUGUCUGACUAACUGUGUCUACACAUUUUCUUCUUAUCUAUCUAUCUAUCUAUCUAUCUAUCUAUCUAUCUACCUAUCUAUCUUACCCAGCGAGGGUGUGAACAGGACGGACCAUGGUCGAACCUGUCUCCUCCUAUUAAAUCUAUCUAUCUAUCUAUCUAUCUAUCGCAGUCUGUUCUUAUCUAUCUAUCUAUCUAUCUAUCUAUCUAUCUAUCUAUCUAUCUAUCUAUCUAUCUAUCUAUCUUCUCAUCAGAAAUUCUAUCUAUCUAUCUAUCUAUAUAUCUAUCAUAGCCUCUAUAUAAUGACUGUGUCUGCACAUUUUCCUGUUUUGUUCUUUAUCUAUCUAUCUAUCUAUCUAUCUACUUGCUUCCUGAUUAAAAUAGUAACAAGGUUUAUUCUUGCGUUUGCAAAAUCUUCCCCAUGCAAUUGGUGCAAACAUGUAUAUGCAAUUGGGUCUAUGAAUUCUGCUCAUAUCUAUCUCAGUCUUACGCUUACAGCCGGUUCACGUGCGGUUACGGAAGUUAAGCAACAUCGAACCUGCAACGCGUGA
Acanthosepion pharaonis is the source of this 945-nucleotide messenger RNA. Lineage: Eukaryota; Metazoa; Mollusca; Cephalopoda; Sepiida; Sepiidae. The record is from the annotation of a GenBank genome assembly.